AUGACCGAAGCCUGGCAUAAUCGAGGAAACGACAAAAAAGUUAUGCUGGAAUUCUGCCGUGACACUAUACAAUUUGCAGACGUUCUUUUUGCCCAAUACGCCGUGUUUGCGAGUGCCAUGAGUGGAGGUGAUGUAUCGCGGGAAGACUCUGUGAGGGAGGCUUUACUGCAGUAUCCGACCGGGACAAUGAAAGGCAUGGUCAAAUGGCUGCGACUCAAGGACGAGUAUCUUGCCACGACUUUAGUCGGCCUCGUUUCCAAGAUUCUUCGACGACUAGGCGAACUUAAUAUCACGACCGUCGAUCGUAGUGCUCUGCAGAUCAUUGAGAAUGUAGCUGUGACCGGGUUAAUAAAGACUAUGUUGACAGCACGGGAGAAAGCAGAGCUAGUGCGUGCUCUUGAAGCUUAUUACAAGAAGCCGGUUGUCACUGCAUCGACUGCAGCACUGAAGAAACAAAGCUCAAUUACGGCAUUUGCGAAACAGGCUGACUCGUCUGGUCGAUCAACUCCUAAUCGGUCAACAAGCGAGGAUGAUUACGGGGAGUCCUCGGUGCUUGAUGAGACGCUAUUGCAGUUGUCCAGGUCUGUUGAAUCGAACAAAGCGCGUAUCGCUAGCCAGCCACAGAAGAAGAUCUCCACCACUACUAAGUCUCCCCUUGUGCUUCCAAAGCCUCCUUCUCGCCCUGCGGCAGUAUCGGUUGAAUCGUUCCGCGAGAAACGGGAGAAGGAGAGGGAGGCUAAAAGGAAGCGUGAUCUUGCAGAGUUGCAGCGGCUCAAGAAGAAUAUCGCAGGCGUUGGUGUGGCAGAACAGACUGCAGGCCAGGGCUCGGGAGUGCAAGGAGGCAUCAAGGGCAAAGAUCAUACUCCUGUCGACGGUAUGAUGGUGGGUUCUGAUUCUGAAUCGGACGAAGGAAGUGAUGAUGAUGAUGAGGUCGAUGCAGAGCUGUUUGGAAAGAAAUCUGCAUCGACUCCUGCUGCUGUCAGGGAGUAUCAGGAGAGCAAACGACGGGCUCUCAAGCAACAAGGUCCUGUGAAGAAGGUGAGACAGUGGCGAUCAGCCAAGGACAUGCGAGCUCGUUUAGUCCCAGAUCUUACAUCGCUCCACCGCACCUUACUGGAGUGGGAUUUCUUUGCAAACGGUGACUUACCUCCUAACUCGGGCCGUACGGAUUACUCUCUCAUCACGUCUACUUUCAGAGACCCAGUAGAAUACCAACGCACUUUUGAGCCUCUGUUGGUCUUAGAAGCAUGGCAGGGCUUUCAAUCUGCUAAGGAGGAAGCCAACUUCAAACCAUUUGAGAUUACAGUGGCUACCCGUCUAUCUGUUGACUCCUUUAUGGAAGUUAGCACGAGUUUAAAGAGCGCGGCAGACUUGAAAGACUUUGGUCUCGGUGAAGCAGAUAUCGUCUUGCUAUCCAAGUCCAGAGAUCCUGCGAAUGACAAGUCGGCCCCUCAUUGCUUGGGCAGAAUUUCUGGCAUUAAUAGGAAAAAAGGAAACGUCGAGGUCUCGUAUCGCGUUAAUCCUGGCAGUGCAAUGGUGUCUUCUCUGGCACCAGGAGUCACUCUGUGGGCAGUACGCAUAACCUCAUUGACACCGUUGGAGCGCGAGUACGGCGCACUCAUGGCGUUGCAGUACUACGAUCUCUGCGAGGAGAUUAUCAAAGCGAAACCGUCGCCGAUCCUGAAGUAUAACGAGUCCAGUCUGAAACCACUGGUGGACAACUAUAACGUCAAUCAAGCGCAAGCCAAAGCCAUCAAAUCUGCAUUGGACAAUGACGCAUUCACGUUGAUUCAGGGUCCUCCAGGUUCUGGCAAAACCAAGACAAUUGUUGCGCUUGUUGGUGCCUUACUGAGUGGUACGCUAGGCAAUCAACAUAGCGUGGCUAUCUCUCGCCCUAGCGCUCCUCAGACAAAAGCACAUUCGGCAAAUGCGACAGCUACCAAGAAGCUCCUUGUCUGCGCACCUAGUAAUGCGGCCGUUGAUGAACUUGUGAUGCGUUUCAAGGCUGGUAUCAAAACACUCAAUGGUCAAUCGGAGAAACUUUCUGUCAUUCGACUCGGUCGUAGUGAUGCUAUCAACACGAACGUACUGGACGUUACCCUGGACGAGCUUGUGAACGCUCGCCUGAAUCAAUCUGUUCCAAAGCCUUCGGAGGAUAACAAUCCUCAGAAGAUCUUUGAGGAUCACAAGUCGACAGAUACUGCGUUUAAGGAAGCUCGUUCUAAACUUGACCAAUUCAGGGCAAAGGGGCAGACGCCUCCAGAUGACCUCCUACGCGAAUUUGAGUUAUUGAAGAAGAAACGUACACAACUCAGUCAAGAGAUUGAUAACGCUCGAGAUCGUAAUAAUGCUAUUGCUCGCAAUAACGACCUUACUCGCCGUCGCAUCCAGCAAGAAAUAGUUGACGGUGCCCAUGUCAUCUGCGCAACUUUAAGUGGUAGUGGACACGAGAUGUUCCAGAAUUUGAGCAUCGACUUUGAAACUGUUAUCAUCGACGAAGCAGCUCAGUCUAUCGAAUUGAGUGCUCUCAUCCCACUGAAGUAUGGUUGUGCCAAGUGCAUUCUUGUCGGAGAUCCCAAACAGCUUCCACCAACUGUGCUGUCUAAAGAGGCUUCUCGCUUCCAGUAUGAACAGAGCUUGUUUGUCCGAAUGCAGUCCAACCACCCUAACGACGUGCAUCUUUUGGAUAUCCAAUACCGUAUGCACCCAGCAAUCAGUCGCUUCCCCAGUGUUACGUUCUACGAUGGCCUGUUGCAAGAUGGACCUGACAUGGCCAAACUUCGCGCUCGACCGUGGCAUAACAGUCAAUUGCUCAGUCCUUAUCGCUUUUUUGAUGUCCAGGGACUUCACCAGAGUGCAUCCAAGGGCCACUCCCUCAUCAACGUUGCUGAAUUGAAUGUAGCAAUGCAGCUCUACGAGCGGUUACUUACGGACUUCAAGUCAAUCGAUUUCUCUGGCAAGAUCGGGAUCAUUACGCCCUACAAAGGUCAGUUGAGGGAAAUGAAGAUACGAUUUGCUGCUAAAUACGGUAAUUCGAUUUUUUCCAAGGUUGAGUUCAACACCACCGACGCUUUUCAAGGUAGAGAAAGUGAAGUUAUCAUUUUCUCUUGUGUCCGUGCUUCCAACAAGGGUAUCGGCUUCUUGUCAGAUAUUCGUCGUAUGAACGUUGGGUUGACUCGUGCCAAGUCGUCACUUUGGGUUCUUGGAAAUUCCCAGUCACUCAUUCAAGGCGAAUUCUGGGGGAAGCUCAUCACUGAUGCCAGACAACGUAAUCUCUACACGGACGGGGAUGUUCUCAGGAUGUUGCAACGCCCACAGUUUACUGGAUAUCAAAACGUGGAUAUGGUUGACGCAGAUGCCAAUGAUUCAUCUACGUCUACGGUGCAAACACCUACUGAAACUCGGUCACUCAACGAAAUGGAAUCAGUGUCCGCUCGCAAUACUCCCACUCCUGUCCUUAGCGGUCCGUCUGGAGGCUUUAAUGGACUCGACGACACGAAGACUUGUGCAUAUUGCGGCAGCUUUGAUCAUUUUACGAGAAAUUGCGAUAACGCAGAAGCUCUGGAACUCGCCAAGGGAAUGUGUUUCCGCUGCAAACAGCCAGGUCAUACAAAGAUCAGAUGCACAGCACCACGUUGCUUGAUGUGUGGCGAAGUCGGUCAUGUAUCUGAAGGGUGUCAGUCUAAAGAACUUCUACCUCAGAGAGAGAUGAACAGGAUUGCCCAUGAAGAGACUCGACUGAAGAGAGCGCAACAGGCUAAACGCGAGGAGAUCAAGCAGAAACAUAUUCAAGCUCACGAUCCUGGCAUCCCUAUUAUCAAAUCGACUAAAUCUCCAUCGCCGCCUCCACAACGCCAGCAACAAACGGGAAAAAGGAAGCUCCCGCCUAGUGGGCCAUUUGCAAAGAACAGCAAGCGUAAAGUUGAUGCAGAAAUCCCACAGGAAGUCCCGAAAAAUUUGGUGAAACCUUCUCGAGAUGGACCCGGAUAUCAACGUAUUGCUCAAGAUCGUAACCCUAUGAAUCCGAACGGUAGCAAAGCCAUGGUAGAUAAUAAUAUGAUACAAGCGCCUCGCGGGCCGAAGGGGGCCAGACCUGACAAUCUUCCACCACGCCCUCCGAUGCCGAUGCGAAAGAAGAAGGAGGCUGAUCCGUUUAUUCGGCCAAAAAGACGAUAGCUUACGUCUUAUAAAUGAGCUAGUUUGAUAUAUCGAGUAGCUGGCACGCCCAUGUCACUCGCAUAUGUAUGGGUCUUCGACGUCAUGUUACUGUUUGCAUAUACUCCAUGGGACUGGGGGAUUUCUUCUUUGGUUUUGAUCAAGUUUUCAUUACGAUCAAAAUUCUUUGUGUUCUCAUAUCUUGUUUUGCAUUUUCAAGGGCGUCUUCGAGCAUUUCUUCUACAUCUAGGAUUAGCAUUAUUUCAGGGUAUUACUCCUUAAAUGCGGUCCAACCAGGGCCAUAGACGCAAUACAUUGACAAUUUCAUGUCG
Talaromyces stipitatus ATCC 10500 is the source of this 4487-nucleotide messenger RNA. Its product is annotated as tRNA-splicing endonuclease, putative. The transcript is spliced from 3 exons. Gene Ontology annotation, cellular component: nuclear body. NCBI's taxonomy places the organism in Eukaryota, Fungi, Ascomycota, Eurotiomycetes, Eurotiales, Trichocomaceae. The record is from RefSeq and is a predicted model, not a curated record. Gene Ontology annotation, molecular function: zinc ion binding; helicase activity; transcription termination site sequence-specific DNA binding. Bases 1 to 4176 code for a protein of 1391 amino acids. Gene Ontology annotation, biological process: termination of RNA polymerase II transcription.